AUGAGUAUAUAUAUUGCAGUGCCACAUGACUGUAGUGACAUACAUUCUGACUCUAUAUCUGGGAUCUAUAAGAUAAAUCCUACCGGUUGUGAGUUUAGUGUGUUCUGUGAUAUGGAAACAGCAGGUGGCGGAUGGACGGUGUUUCAGAGGAGAUUGGAUAACUCUACGAAUUUCUAUAGGGGAUGGUCUACCUAUGAAAAGGGAUUUGGAAACCUACAGCGGGAAUUUUGGUUAGGAAACAAAUACAUCAAUGCGAUAUCAUCUAGCGGUAAUUACAAGCUUUACAUUGAACUUGAGGACUUUGAUGGGAAUAAAAAGUAUGCAGAGUAUGAUUUGUUUAGCGUUGGCGAUGCGGCUUCAAACUACAUUUUAAGUGUCAGUGGAUACAGCGGAAAUAGUACUGCAGACGACAGUUUUUCAAAGUAUCAUAAUGGCAUGGAGUUCAGUACCUUUGACAAAGAUAAUGACCAAUGGGAAGGUAACUGUGCUAAAUUGGGAGAUGGUGGGUGGUGGUAUAAAAGAUGUUUGCGUUCAAAUCUGAACGGGUUAUAUCUAGGAGGAAAGACAAAUAACAACAAUAAUGGGAUUAUUUGGUGGUCAUGGCAUGGAAGAUACUAUUCUCUCAAAUCUACAAAAAUGAUAAUAAAAAGGAACUAAAUAACAGCACAUUUGUUUUAAAAUGAAAAUAGUUUGUGUAUGAUAUAUCAUUUAAUAUUUCUUAAGGGAAAUGAGUUGAAAGACCUGAAGACGAAAUAUAUUAACAUUUGCU
Molecule: messenger RNA, 769 nt
Organism: Mytilus californianus (California mussel)
Lineage: Eukaryota; Metazoa; Mollusca; Bivalvia; Mytilida; Mytilidae
Product: fibrinogen-like protein 1
Exons: 5
Coding region: 1-657 (218 amino acids)
Source: RefSeq, a predicted model, not a curated record